AAGAGACAUAGUGCAUAAGAGGCCAGGCGGCCAGGCAUCCUUCCUGUUUCAGUGAGACUCAUGUGCCAUUAAUAAGGAAGCUGCUUUCGUAACACCCCCUCGCUCUCCUUGCAUAAGUGUUAAUAGUCAAACGCUUAAUCAACCAUGAAUCCACCCCUAACCUCCCAAUCCCCAAGUAUCACGAGUGUGUGACAGCAUGAGACAGGGGUGCCGCAUUGAGAACCUAUAGCAGAUACGUAUGUCUCCUCUCUAGUUGUUUUUCUGUGGCUUUGCGGACAGUUUCUGAUCACGUUUCUCUGAAGCUGUAAGAAAGACCUUUGUAUUGAAACGCAUCAGCUUUGAAUAACAGGGCACCAUGAACUGGAAAGAAUAAAUCUAGUUGUAGUCCUGUUUUGGGGUGUUGCUAUCUUUUACAUUUUUGGAAGACUACAGCAACAGCUCCAGCAUGUUAACCAGAAUGGCAUAUCUUCAUGCUGUGGGUUUGGCCCUUCUAGCUCUGGGAGGCUGGUUGUCCCUUUGUGCGGCUGAUGUGGGGGACUUCGCCCCAUGUCUGAACUUCUUCUACAGGUCGUGGCCCCCCAAGGGUCUGUCAGGGACCCCCAUCUGUCAGCGCUAUGGGAACCAGUACCACUUCGCCUCGCUGUACAGCCGCCCACGACGCUCGCCAAGGUUCUCUGCCUACAUGUUCAGCCCGCCAGAAGGGAAAAGGCCCCCAGCAAACUGGAUGUUUGAGCCACAGUUAGCCAACACCACAGCGGAUGGCAACAUGACCCCCUUCCCACUAGGUGAGCUGGACCCGAAUGUGGUGAACAGCCAGGCCGUCCAGCUGGACUAUACCAACUCCUCCUACACUCGGGGGCACCUCAACCCCAGCCUUCACCACCGGACCCAGGAGGACCGCUUGUCCACCUUCACCCUGACCAACGUGGUCCCUCAGAAGUUUGGCUCCAACAACGGGCCCUGGGAGACACUGGAGAACCAGGUCAACCACACUCUCGGCUCCUACUGCCUCGGUGUGGCCUACGUCGUGACGGGGGUUAUUCCCUACCUGGACAACAAGCACUGGAUCAAGGGUCAUCGAGUGGCAGUGCCGGAGUAUAUGUGGUCAGCCUACUGUUGCCCUAAGUACAACAAGAGUCUACUUAACAAGGUUAAUCUUAGCAAGGUUUUCCCCACGUAUGCUGCUAUUGGACGCAAUGACCCAAACAGCACAGAAGAGAUUGUGCCCAUUGACAAAAGCAGUCACAAAUGGUUCUGGGGUUACGAUGUAAGGCGUAUGCCUCUGGAUACGUUGGAGAUGUACCUGAAGGAGCGAUUUGGGACCGUCAUCAGUGUGUUUUAUGAACAAUGCUCUGGGGUAAAAUGACCAUAUCUACCAUAUGUAAUGGAUCAUGUGUGCAUAGACAGCAAAAUGACAUUUUUUUCUAUUAAUUUGGCACUAAUAUCACAAGUAGUAUGUCCUCAAUUUUAGCACACGUGCUCUUAAAAUUGUCUAGAUUGCUCAACAGUCUAGGUAAGAAGUAAAUCACGGACAUCAAAAAUAUGGUAAAACUUUAUAUAUAACAGUGUCAAAAUAAUGUAAUACGCGUGGAAUGUGUCCCAAAUGUCAUAAUAAAAUGUCACUGAAUGUCAAA
Molecule: messenger RNA, 1634 nt
Organism: Oncorhynchus mykiss (rainbow trout)
Lineage: Eukaryota; Metazoa; Chordata; Actinopteri; Salmoniformes; Salmonidae
Product: endonuclease domain-containing 1 protein
Molecular function (GO): nucleic acid binding; metal ion binding; hydrolase activity
Source: RefSeq, a predicted model, not a curated record